UCAUAGCGUCUGCUGCAUUAUUAGUAAUCAAGUCCCUUGGGAGACAGGGACAGAGACAGCGGUCAGCCUCUUAAUUUAUUCUUAUACGAUUUCGUAGGUGUGGAUAUUAUUGUGUUUAUCAAGGAAUGAAUUUUAAGCGAUGGGAGUGAGAUCUAGGAGUUGUUGAGGUAACAAUGGCGCCUGAUCCGCAAUUCUGUCUUCGAUGGAACAACUUCCAAACAAACAUCACGUCUCAGUUUGAAACACUGCGACAAGAUGAGGACUUUGUGGACGUUACUCUCACCUGUGAUGGGAAGAGUGUCAAAGCACACAAGGUGGUACUGUCCGCAUGCAGUCCAUACUUUAAAGAAUUGUUUAAGAACAACCCAUGUAAACAUCCAAUUAUUAUAUUAAAAGAUGUUCAAUGGUGCCACUUAUGUGCCUUAGUGGAAUUUAUGUAUGCUGGAGUAGUGAAUGUUUCUCAAGCUGAAUUACCAACGUUUCUGCAGACAGCAGAAUCUCUUCACAUUUUAGGUUUGACAGAUGCCCCACGACUUCAUAGAGAUGGUAAACCAAUCAAGGAUUCAUCCAAAAAAGCCUCAGCAUCAAUAGCAACUCCAAACUCUGCGACUCCUACCAACACUGAUACAGGAGAAGAAGAUAAUGCUGAUGGUCAAAGUCGCAGCCCACCCUCCAGUCCACCACCUACCAAGCGAGCCAAAGCAACAGAGCGUGCAGAAGAAAGAACUAUUGAAUCUUCUGAGGGGCAAAACAGUGCUGACGGCCCAGGAAAUGAGUCAAUUGAUGAGACAGGAGACCCAGUGUCAUCUCUUCUUCAACACUCACGAUCUGGCUUAGUCAUAACACCAUCACAACACCAAAAUGAUAUUGAUCAGGCCUACAAUGAUGACCUUGCUGAAAUGUUGGAGCCCAAGACAGAGCUACCAGAUUAUAGUAGUGAUGGAGAAACUAGAGGGGAUGCAAAUGCUUACUUAGAUCAAGCAUCCUAUGGAGGCAUGCAAGAGAUGAUGCCUGGACCCUCUACACAAGGUGCUUCAGAUGGGACCUCGGCAGAAACAGAUCAAGGUUAUUUUCAAGACCUUUUUCAAGGAGCACGAUUUCAAGAGGUUGAAUCAGUGUGGACUCAAGCUCCUACAUCACGAAGGAAAAGAACUUACUCUCACGUGAUUGCUGAUGGUCCCAAGGUAACACUUGGACCAGGUGUUGAAGUAUCAGCUCACCAAUUGGAGGCAUUAAAAUGGUCAGAUUAUCGUAAGUUAACCCGAGGUUUAGCAGGACUAGUAUUUACGCCAAUUGAGCUAGCUACACGUUCUGUUACUGGUCAACGGUGGAGUAGGGCUAACACAUAUGGUCCAGAUGCUGCUAAUCGCAAAGUGAAACCAGCUCUUGAUAAUGCAAAAGUGAAUGCUAUACUUUAUCACGUGAAAAGUAUUUUCCCAGACGUGGAGGUGUCCCGUAUCAAGCAAGUUCUAGCAUACAAGUGUCAAGAGUCUUCAGUUGCUUUUAAAAUGAAAGCAGGUGUUUUUCACAAUGUACGGCACCAACAGGAUAUUCAAAAUCAAGUUGGUGGUGCACAAGACCAUCUUAUGAACCAGGUGCAAUUACAGCAUAGUAUGCAUGGCCGACAAGGAGCCUCUACUUAAAAGAAGAAACCUUUUUUCGGUUGAGGUCUGUUAAUUGUAUUAUUUUUUUUGAUUGGGUUUGAUACUGCUAGAAACCGCAAAGACAAUACUCUAUUGAGGCUAAGUACUUACACUGCCUACUAAAUGUAACUGUUUCAACUUGUGAUCAUAAUGUUUUGUUGAUUUGCGUUGUGCAAAAGCAGCCACUGGAGAGUAAUUGUACAAGUUCAAUUUAUUAGAUGGUUAUUAUUUUAUUUUGUUUGUUAACUUUGUUAUGUCCAAAAUGCUUGCUGCAAAUGCCACUAAUACCCUCCAAAUAUACCAAGUGUGGUAGCAGUGACUGGACUAACUACCAGCUAGGUAUUCAAAAUCUGAUUUUACUGCUUGUAUUUCUCUGAAUCUUUUGACUUAGCCAUGGCUUUAUAGUAUGUGAUUCAUCAAAAUUUUAUCUUGUACAAUAAUGUUUUUGGAACUCUGAUCAAAUCUCACCUGAAAACACAAAUGUUUUCUGUUGUACUUACUAUAAAAUUUAAUUUAAUUGAAUGCAAGUGUGUACCUUCAUCUGGCUAGAGGUACUGGACACUGCUAUCUUGAGUAUUAUGUAAGUAGUAUCUUUUCCCCAAGGGUAUUUUUGUUUGUUUUUCAUUACAUACAUAUUAAGAAUUUCGUUUUUGUCAUACCUAAGUUAGUUAUGUAUUACUUAAUGCCCAAAGAUUUUAAGUGUGUUGGUCAUGUAAGAUGUGUGGCCUAUUAACAUGCUUUAUUAUGCAAUUUAACCAGCCAAUCAUUGUGAUAUUUGCUAUAGAUAGAUAGAUGUUUUUGAAAAGGAAUGUGUGGGUUUGAACUCAAGAGGUGUGUCAUGAGGUUUAUGAACACACUUGUUGGAGUUUGUCACCCAUUCUUUCCUUAGAUUGAAAGAGUGGAUCAGGUGGUUAGGUAUGACUGCAGGCAUGCCUGGGCCUUGCCCGAGUGGUUUAGGAGAGGACUGUGAUACUGUUGCGCACAUAGAGUGCUUUACCCCAACGAAAGUGUGUCUGGGGUUGAUGUAGACUGUUUCCACAAUAAAGCUUUCUUUCACA
Molecule: messenger RNA, 2701 nt
Organism: Frankliniella occidentalis (western flower thrips)
Lineage: Eukaryota; Metazoa; Arthropoda; Insecta; Thysanoptera; Thripidae
Product: protein abrupt-like
Exons: 11
Coding region: 174-1643 (489 amino acids)
Biological process (GO): regulation of transcription by RNA polymerase II
Cellular component (GO): nucleus
Molecular function (GO): protein binding; DNA binding
Source: RefSeq, a predicted model, not a curated record